UAACUUUUUUUUUCUCUCUCUCUAGGGCCAAUACUGCCAAGUUCGCUCUAAAUACCCAGAUCGGAAAUAGUACUAUGGGUGGAGCUACACAGCCUGCUAUUGGUGGAAUUGCACAGUCUUCUAUGGGUGGGGCUAUGCAAUCUUCUAUGGGUGGAGCUAUGCAGUCUGCUAUGGGUGGGGCUAUGCAGUCUGCUAUGGGUGGGGCUAUGCAGUCUGCUAUGGGUGGAGCUAUGCAGUCUGCUCUUGGUGGAGCUAUGCAGUCUUCUAUGGGUGGAGCUACCCAGCAUGCAAUGGGUGGGGGCAUGCAGACUAUGGGUGGAGCUAUGCAGUCUGCUCUUGGUGGAGCUAUGCAGUCUUCUAUGGGUGGAGCUACCCAGAAUGCAAUGGGUGGGGGCAUGCAGUCUGCAAUGGGUGGAGGCAUGCAGUCUGCAAUGGGUGGGGGCAUGCAGUCUGCAAUGGGUGGGGGCAUGCAGUCUGCAAUGGGUGGAGCUAUGCAGUCUGCUAUGGGUGGAGCUAUGCAGUCUGCAAUGGGUGGGGGCAUGCAGUCUGCUAUGGGUGGAGCUAUGCAGUCUGCAAUGGGUGGGGGCAUGCAGUCUAUGGGUGGUGGCAUGCAGUCUGGCAUGCAGUCUAUGGGUGCUGGCAUGCAGUCUAUGGGUGGUGGCAUGCAGUCUGGCAUGCAGUCUGCUAUGGGUGGUGGCAUGCAGUCUGCUUUUGGUGGAGCUAUGCAGUCUACUCUUGGUGGAGCUACCCAACCUGCUCUUGGAGGAGCUACCCAGCCUGCCAUCGGCGGAGCUUCCCAGCCUGCCAUUGGAGGAGCUUUGCAGUCUGCUCUUAGUGGAGCUAUGCAGUCUGCUCUUGGUGGAGCUACCCAGCCUGCUAUAGGUGGAGCUGCUCAAAAUACAGGUUUCUCAUUUGGAACUACUACGGCACAGUCACAGCCAUCCCUCACUGGAGGCUUCUCCUUCUCUGGCCAACCAGCGACGACCGCCCCCGCAACCGCAAACCCAGCGAGCACCGCCCCCACCGCUCAGACAGGCGCGUCCUCCUUCACGUCAGCAUUUUCCAUGGCACCAACUGCCACAUCCACCGCACCCACCGCUACCCUAGCCCCAGUGCAGGCAUCCGCUGCCCAGCAGACUUCCACUUUGUUUUCAAGACCAAUUGAGACUACAUCAGUAUCGACAGCAGCAGCAGCAACAUCCAGCGCUUCAGCUAUCAGUUCUCUCCUUGCGACCUCUGCGCCAUCGCUUUUUUCACUCAGCUCCACAACCGCUUCAGCAUCCCUAAACGCAAAGCUCCCUACUACUUCAGCAGCCCAGACCAUUGCUGCCGGCACCAUUCCUAGUUCCAAUAUAAGUGCACCUGCCGUAAUGACCUACACGCAACUCGAAAACCUCAUUAAUAAAUGGAGUUUGGAGCUCGAGGAUCAAGAGAAGCAUUUCCUGACACAAGCCACACAAGUCAAUCUCUGGGACAAGACCCUGAUCAGCAACGGGGAGAGAAUCACCUCUUUACAUAGAGAGAUGGAGAAGGUAAAAUUGGAUCAAAAAAGACUGGACCAAGGAUUAGAUUUCAUCCUCUCCCAGCAGAAAGAACUAGAAGAUAUCCUGAGCCCCCUAGAGGACUCGGUCAGAGAGCAAAAUGGAACCAUCUACCUCCAGCAUGCAGAUGAAGAAAGAGAAAAGACUUACAAACUGGCAGAAAACAUCGAUGCCCAACUGAAGCGAAUGUCCCAGGAUUUGAAGGAUGUCAUCGAACAUCUGAACACAUCCGCUGGACCCGGAGACUCCAGUAACCCGCUUCAACAGAUCUGUAAAAUCCUCAAUGCUCACAUGGACUCCUUGCAGUGGGUUGAUCAGAAUUCUGCUCUUCUCCAGAGGAAAGUGGAACAAGUGACGAAGGAAUGUGAGAAUCGGAGGAAGGAACAAGAGAGAGGAUUUCCCAUUACAUUUGAUUAAGCUUAAUAAAUGUAAGGCUGUUCUAAAAUAUA
Molecule: messenger RNA, 1990 nt
Organism: Rana temporaria (common frog)
Lineage: Eukaryota; Metazoa; Chordata; Amphibia; Anura; Ranidae
Gene: NUP62CL
Product: nucleoporin 62 C-terminal like
Exons: 9
Coding region: 75-1958 (627 amino acids)
Biological process (GO): protein import into nucleus; RNA export from nucleus
Cellular component (GO): nuclear pore central transport channel; nuclear pore
Molecular function (GO): structural constituent of nuclear pore; phospholipid binding
Source: RefSeq, a predicted model, not a curated record